This is a messenger RNA of Salmo salar (Atlantic salmon), 3416 nucleotides long. NCBI's taxonomy places the organism in Eukaryota, Metazoa, Chordata, Actinopteri, Salmoniformes, Salmonidae. The record is from RefSeq and is a predicted model, not a curated record.
CUUGACGUAGCGUUACGUGUAGCACCAGAGGAAGGAAGGAGGGAGGGAUUGGGCUUCAGGGAUUUCAUCUGCAUACUGUGUCCGGUUCUACCGGGGGAUACUAACGGAAUAACGACUAUAGUCAUGCGUUCAUCAACAGACGAAAAAUAAACAUUGCAACGGUGUCAUUCCGUUCAUAAUAGUAAUAUUUGAUGAAAUACCGUGUGGAAUAAACAGCUACAUUUGACAUUUUGGGAGAUCUGACUACUGCACCUACACAGCAGACGACCACCAUGGCAGACAGUUUUAUGGGCAAAGCGGCUACCAUGGAGAUUCCUAUCAACAGCAAUGGAGAGACCCUGGCCGAGGAUGACAGUUUGGAGCAGGUGGGUCAUAUGGCUGCAAAGAUUCAGUGGACCUUAGAUGAGAAGGACCUGCAGCAGGUGAUGGUGUCUGGUCCCAACCUGAAUGAGACCAGCAUUGUGUCUGGAGGCUACGGAGGACCUGCAGGGGGCAUCAUACCCACCUCCUCCAUCAAAGACCUGCGAAUGAAGUCCAGGGGACAGGUUGUAGGUCUGGUCCCCAGCCAGUCAGCAGCCAGCAGGAUAGCCAACCAGAACCAGACCGACCAGCCAUUCACAGGGUCUGGAAUGCACCACAGUAACAGCAACCAGAACAUGUCAGUGGAGGAGGCUAACCGUGGUGUGGCUGUGGAGAAACUAGACAGCGUUAAGAAGUGGGGCAUCAACACCUACAAGUGUACCAAGCAGAUGUUCUCUGAGCGGUUUGGCCGUGGUUCUCGGACGGUGGACCUGGAGCUGGAGGCCCAGAUAGACGUGCUCAGGGACACCAAGAGGAAGUACGAGUCUGUCCUGAGACUGACCAGCGCCCUGACCAGCCACUUCUACAACAUGGUCCAGACCCAGCAGGCCCUGGGGGACACCUUCGCGGACCUCAGCCAGAAAUCACCUGAACUACGGGAUGAGUUUGGCUACAACGCAGAGACCCAGAAGUUGUUGUGUAGGAACGGGGAGGCUCUUCUUGGCGCCAUCAACUUUUUUGUGUCCAGCAUCAAUACACUGGUCAACAAGACCAUGGAGGACACACUGAUGACCAUCAAACUGUACGAGGCUGCAAGGCUGGAGUUUGAUGCGUACAGGGCCGACCUGGAGGAGUUGAGUCUGGGUCCUCGUGAUGCUGCCACCAUGGUGCGUAUAGAGGUGUCCCAGCAGCAGUACCAGGUGCAGAGAGACAAGUACGAACGGCUGCGCUCAGACGUCACCAUCAAACUCAAGUUCCUGGAAGAGAACAAGGUGAAGGUGAUGCACAAGCAGCUGCUGCUCUUCCAUAAUGCUAUCUCAGCCUACUUCUCUCUGUGUGUGUGUGUAGGUGAAGGUGAUGCACAAGCAGCUGCUGCUCUUCCAUAAUGCUAUCUCAGCCUACUUCUCUCUGUGUGUGUGUGUAGGUGAAGGUGAUGCACAAGCAGCUGCUGCUCUUCCAUAAUGCUAUCUCAGCCUACUUCGCUGGGAACCAGCAGCAGUUGGAACAGACACUGAGACAGUUCAACGUCAAGUUAAAGCCCCCAGGGUCAGACAAGCCCUCCUGGCUGGAGGAGAGCUAGAAUCAUCAGCUCCCAGUCUUCUGGGCUUGUAUGUAUCAAGCAUCUCAGAGUACUAGUACUGAUCUAGGAUCAGUUUUGUCUUUUAGAUCAUUAUGAAUCAGAUUAUAUGGAUAGGCAGGACUUGAUCCUAGAUCAGCACUCCUACUCUGAGAUGCUUGAUACAUAUGGCCCCAGGUCUCAGUCAGGUCUCUGGUAUAUUAGGGACACAGACGGAGAGACACACCGGGGUUGGAAGAAACAAGAGGAAUGGAUGGAUGAGUAGACGGAUGAACGGAUAUAUGAAACCUACACAAACUGUAUAUACAAACCAGAGAUGGGACAAGUAGAGACUAGUGAUGAUGAUACUAAGGGGAAAAGAACGCUUAUCACUUACAUUUAGUUUUGCCAAUACAUUGCUCAUUUGUUUAUAGAAUGUCUAUUUUAUGUUUGUUGUGUUAAUAAUUAUUCUCAACAGAGCAUCAUUAUGUUGUUGCUAUCUAGCGUAACUUUUAAUAUAUCAUACUUUGAGAAGUUAUUCUAAGAUUAUACUUUGCACAUAAAUGUAAUCAUUAUUUUCAAACUGUUUUCGCUCUUUUGUAUAGCGUUAUGUAAAGCAUUCCAGAGGUCAUAAUUUCAAAGGUCAGUAAACUGUUUACAUAUGUAGAGGAUAUUAAGAAUAGGCUAUGUAUCUGGACCAGUUAGAUUGUUUGUACCUGGUGACGAUUAGAGGUAUAUUUAUUAAUGAGCAAAGGGAGAAGCCUACAGUCUGUGGUAUACUUUUGAUGACAGAAGUUAUGGGAUAAAGGGGCAAUCCCGGAUUUGUAAAACAAAGCAGUCAACAAUCAAUGGCUAUAUAUCAUUCAUUUAAAAGUCAAAAAAUGAAUUUGUACCAAUCCCAGAUUGCCCCUUUGUCUACCAAUAAUUUUGAGGACAGGGAAAUACAACUUUUACGUUUACAAUAAUCUCCCUCUGAUUAAUCCUGCAUAUCAUUUUAUUACACAUAUAUUACACAUGUAUUGUCUUUAACAUAUCCAAUAUCUCAAUAAUCAAAUAGAGUUAACAUUUGUUCAGAAAAAUACCUUGACUUGGGCCUCCCGAGUGGCGCAGCGGUCUAAGGCACUGCAUCGCAGUGCUUGAGGUGUCACUACAGACCCAGGUUCGUUCCCAGGCUGUGUCACAACCGGCCGUGACCUGGAGUCCCAUAGGGCGGCGCACAAUUGUCCUAGCGUCGUCCGGGUUAGGAGAGGGUUUGGCCGGCACGGAUGUCCUUGUCCCUUCGCGCACUAGCGACUCCUGUGGCGGGCUGUCUGCAGUGCACGCUGACACGGUUGCCAGGCGCACAGUGUUUCCUCCGACACAUUGGUGCGGCUGGGUUCUGGGUUAAGUGGGCAUUGUGUCAAGAAGCAGUGCGGCUUGGUUGGGUUGUGUUUCGGUGGACGCACGGCUCUCGACCUUCGCCUCUCCCGAGUCGGUUGGGGAGUUGCAGCGAUCAGACAAGAUCGCAAUUGGAUGUCACGAAACUGAUUCCAUUCAAAUGUAUAUGUUCUUGUUAGAUUUUUCUUUUGUUUUCUCUCACAUUUUUACAUCAAUGUUGUGUCUCGUUUUUAAACGGAUAUGGACCUGGUGUACGGUAUAUUAAAUGAUGGUGGUUUACAGUAUAUGGUUUGAUAUUUCCAUAGAGACUUGAUGUUUCCCCACAGAAUCUGUACAGUAAUAACAAUCCGUCCACCUGCUGUCCACUGAAUAUGUUGUUGUAGUCAUCAUCUGUAUAAGUACUGUACCAUAUUGUGUUCAUACAUUACAUGGCAAUACAAUCCAAAACAUGGCUGAAAAAUGA